Fukomys damarensis (Damara mole-rat) is the source of this 1355-nucleotide messenger RNA. It is a transcript of the gene Vgll2, whose product is annotated as vestigial like family member 2. Bases 633 to 1355 code for a protein of 240 amino acids. The transcript has 3 exons. Gene Ontology annotation, cellular component: nucleus. The record is from RefSeq and is a predicted model, not a curated record. NCBI's taxonomy places the organism in Eukaryota, Metazoa, Chordata, Mammalia, Rodentia, Bathyergidae. Gene Ontology annotation, biological process: regulation of transcription by RNA polymerase II.
UCCUGCUCGUCCUUGUGUGUGUGGAGGUGCUGAGUGGGAGACCAGUCGACAGGCUUGUCCUUAAACAUGUUUGAAAACAGACCGAUUUUAAGUGGACAGUGUCUGGGUGAGGGAACAAAUAUCAACUGGAAUCUGCUGGAACGGGUUGCAUCUCGACUGCCCUGUUCACUACUAAAUGGGACUCUUCCCUCCACACGUCUGAAGCCCUCUUCACCCCUCUGCCUGUGCUGGGUGGACUUGGGUUUUUCCUGUUUUCUCAGAGGGAUGCUUAACCUUGCACCAUAUAUCUGUGCUCUGGGCGCUGACACAGGGAGCAGUCAGGCCUUUGCAAUUUGUGUGCCCUUUACCCUAAGUGCCUGAUUUUUUAAAUAUGUCUGCCCCCAGCUAACUCAGGGCAGACUCGGCUCACAACCUGCUUUCGGGUGUCUUCUGUUGCGCCGCUUUAGGACGGGUCACCCAGCAGCAACUCAGAGGACAGGGGACUUGGGACCAAGUGUUGCCCUGUGGAAGCUGCCCUCAGCGGGGUGUGUGCCCAGAAGGCUUCUGACCCCUUGCUGAUUUCCCGUGGAGGGCACAGCUUGGGCACGGGUGCCAGCCUCCACGGACACCACAGGUCAGGGCUUGCCCCAGCUAUGGAAACUUACACCUGUGUUCUUUCUCUCCCUGAGCAGAAGCUAGCCUAUUACUCCAAAAUGCAGGAAGCCCCCGAGUGCACCGCCAGCCCCAGCAGCAGCGGCAGCUCCUCCUUUUCUAGCCAAACUGCAGCCAGCAUAAAAGAGGAGGAAGGCAGCUCAGAGAAAGAGCGCCCGCCGGAAGCCGAGUACAUCAACUCCCGCUGCGUCCUCCUCACCUACUUCCAGGGGGACAUCAGCUCCGUGGUGGAUGAGCAUUUCAGCCGGGCCCUAAGCCAGCCCAGCAGCUACUCCCCGAGCUGUGCCAGCAGCAAAGCAGCCCGAAGCACAGGGCCUUGGCGAGGUGAGGAGGGGCCCUGCUGGGCAGUGGUGCUGAGCCCUCCUCCUGCAUCAACCCAGGGGACCUCAGACCCCAACUGGGAAGAAAGGCAGGAGGAUUCCCUGUAUCUGCAGCACAACUGUGUAGAGAAGUGUGAAGAAGCCACUUCCUUCUCCCUCAGGCCCAGCCUCGGGCUCGCUCCACCCCUCCGCCUCACAACACCCACUCCUGACAAAGUUGGACUUUCUCCUCAGACUGUGAACGCCUCAGCCUCGAAGGGAAGGGGUGUGUGCCUGGACAAAGCUGAAGAUGAUGAGGAAGAAGAAACAGACAUUAAAGAUGUCUGUUACUGUAAGUUCACUGUGUUGUUUCGUAAGAAGAUAAAGGUCACAGUUUUCCUUUAG